Pyricularia grisea is the source of this 1520-nucleotide messenger RNA. RefSeq lists its product as uncharacterized. Gene Ontology annotation, molecular function: nicotinamide-nucleotide adenylyltransferase activity; nicotinate-nucleotide adenylyltransferase activity. Gene Ontology annotation, biological process: NAD+ biosynthetic process. Lineage: Eukaryota; Fungi; Ascomycota; Sordariomycetes; Magnaporthales; Pyriculariaceae. The coding region runs from base 575 to 1438 and encodes 287 amino acids. The record is from RefSeq and is a predicted model, not a curated record. The transcript is spliced from 6 exons.
AAACCGCGCGCUAUUCUCUCUUAACCCCCCGUGCCUGCUUGCUCUGUCAAUUCCUCAUUUGCACACGACAACUAUCGACAGACGUUUUGUGUUCAAAGAGCUACGGCUCUUGCCACGAUUUAAGGGGUCUUGACUGCAAUCCAGACCACCCCUUUGGUCUUUCGUCUUCGCCAGCAGUGACUGAAGUCGGUACGAAACCGGCUUCCUGCUUCCUUGGCGCCUAACCGGUCUGUACUACCACAAUUGACAUCAGCGGCUUGCUCGCCGCUCGCCGACCAACCACUACCGCCGCCGCCGCCGCCGCUACAGACUGUCCGGUUGUUGGACGUGUACUGCGGUCGGUCGGCCACCUAGUCAACUCUGUUUUGCGCCAGCGUACGGCGCGAUCGCUUGCAGCCAGUUUUUAUUUUUACUUUUAUUCCAUUUUUUUUAUUCAUCCGUUUCCAGUUUCAUUUCAUAUCGGUUCACAAACUAGUGUAGUGGCAUCCACUACGGCCAACUGAACUUCGUCACGAGUCUCUACUACUACUGUCACUGCGAUUCGACCGACGGUCGGCCUCGACAACCCCACACUAUGGCUGCCACAAUGUCAAACUCAACCUCUUCCACGCCUCAAUUCCCGCCCCCGACACCGGGAUACACAUUUCCUGUCGACAAACUUCGGACUCGCCAGACACAAAAUGACAGGACCCCUUUGGUGCUGGUGGCCUGCGGGUCGUUCUCGCCCAUCACAUACUUACACUUGAGGAUGUUUGAAAUGGCUCGAGACCACUGCAGCCUAAACACCAACUUUGAGGUCAUCGGUGGCUAUAUCAGCCCCGUGUCGGAUGCAUAUAAGAAGGCUGGCCUCGCUCCGGCGCAUCACAGGAUAAAUAUGUGCAAGCUGUCACUAGCAUCAAGCUCUUGGAUAAUGGUCGACGAGUAUGAGACCUCGGUUCGGGACCCGACGACAAACGAGCCCGCCUAUACUCCGACAGCCCAGGUCCUCGCAAAGUUGGAUCACGAAAUCAACACCGUUCUGGGCGGCAUUCAGUCAGCAGAUGACCCGAACAAGAGGACACGCGCACGCAUCUGUCUUCUCGCCGGUGGCGACCUUGUGCUGACCAUGUCAACACCCGGCCUCUGGGCUCCCAGCGAUCUCGACGUCAUUCUUGGUCCCAAAUUUGGCGCCUUCAUUGUAGAGCGCUCGGGCACUGACACUGAAGAAGCAUUGGCAAGUCUCCAGCGGUACAGGGACAACAUCUGGGUAAUCCCACAAGUCAUCCAGAACGACGUCAGCUCAACCAAGAUUCGCCUGUUCCUUAAGAAGAAUCUCAGCAUUCGGUACUUGAUCCCAGACCCCGUUGUCAGGUACAUAGAGGAGCAUGGUUUGUUCAACGGCGAGUUUUCCGGCACCAGCAGCUCUAAGGAGGCAGAGCCGAGUCCUUCUGCCGCUUAGACAGCAUGUGCCUGUUACUUGGUCAAAUUUACCAUUUCGGCACUUGUUUUCUUUCUUUUUUUUUUUUUUUGGAUAUUAUCCC